This is a messenger RNA of Manacus vitellinus (golden-collared manakin), 1670 nucleotides long. RefSeq lists its product as uncharacterized. The transcript has 6 exons. NCBI's taxonomy places the organism in Eukaryota, Metazoa, Chordata, Aves, Passeriformes, Pipridae. The record is from RefSeq and is a predicted model, not a curated record. The coding region runs from base 373 to 1062 and encodes 229 amino acids.
UUCUUAACCAUGUAAUAGUUCUUUAAUGCCCUGAGCCUCCAACAUGAGUGUAAUGGUAGCCAAAUGUCCUGGCACUGGAGCAUUUCUCUAAUACAGAAGCUGCAGCCCUGAACUGAGCAACCAGAUUGCUCCUAUGGUGAUAUGGAAACCUCAGGGAACUGAAUCUGGUGAAUCUUGAAGAUCUGUGCCUGAGAAAAGCUCUACCUUUCCUUGUGUGAGCAGCUGUCUGGUGCUAUGUGGAUGUUUAACCAGUGAACUGCUUGGCAAUAAAGGAAGAUGACUAAGGGAGGAGCCUGGUGAGCCUGACCUGGGACCACAGAGGAUCUCAGAGAACAUCCAGCACCACUGGAACUGAGCACCCAGGGCAGCCAGAUGGACUCUCCCCACCUCGUGGGGUUGUGUUUCCUGCUCCUGGCUGUUGCAGCUCCCUGUCCAAAUAUUGCCAUGGCCAGUGGUCACCCUACUGAGAGGACACAUAACUCUUCCUCUGGCAAAACAAAUGUGACAGUCUACUACUGUAAAGACUGUGCAAUCAGUGAAUGUGAAUCAGGCAGAUUUGAAAGAUUUGUAAAAAUGGCUAAAACAGAAAACGAGGGAAAAAUUGACUUGGUGACCAGGAAAACACUCAUCCUUGUGUGCUUUCAGCAAGGAAAUACUUCUCCUGAAGGAAUUUAUGGCAUCGUCUGGGUAAAAACCAGGGGAAUUGGACACUCGUGUGCCAUCCUGAAUUCUACAGCUUUCUCAGCAAAUGGGAGAGGUAGCAUCAGUCCUGAGGAGAAUAAACUUUGCUGUGAAGCAGAAAUAAAUAUCUGGGAGUCCAAUCUUACACUGAAGUGCCACACUGAAAUGUCAGGUGCAGAAACUAGAAAAGCACCAGCUGGUAUCCUUGGUGAGGAAAUUCCAGGUAGAAGGAGCGACAUCAUCAUCUCUGUCACAUUCCUGCUGCUCCUUGUGCUUUGUGCAGGAACGGUCACUGCAUAUUGCUAUCGGCGGCAUCGGAUUAUUCAAGCUCUCAGAAUAAACAGACAGGCUUCAGAUGAAGAGAGCCUCACACAGGCUUGAAAACUAUCUACGAGUGAGAAGAUCCCUAUGCCAGCAGCAUCUUCCUCUGUCCUGUUGUACAGCAACCAGCUGAAGCAACAGAGCCUGAUGUUCCAUGAGACCUCCUGGUCCCAUAUUCACAAAUGGUCUGGUUUUCACAAAUGCACCUUCACCACAUCCACAUGUUCACCAAGGACUGUGAUUGCCACAGUUGUCCAGCUCCAGGCCUUCAAGAGCAGCACAAGCAGCACCCUGGAUCUCCCAUUCUCUGCUGGUGCUUGGCUGAGGAGCUAUCACAAGGUGUGUGGCUGACUCAGCAGCACAGCCUUAAACCAGCUGAAUUAUCUCCAGCUGUGUGCUCUGCUUCCUGGAGAUGUCUACUGGGUUUGUCCUCAGCAAGUGCUUUGUGUUUUGCAACAUACAUAGAUAGGCAAAUAUUUUUAUUCACAGAAUUAUGGAAUGGUUUGGGUUGGAAGAUCAUCUGAUGAAAUAAAAAAAGGACUAACAAUACUAAGAUGCCUGACUCACCAAAUGCCAUAAUUUUGUAGCUGCAACUUCUUUUGACUGAUUUUAAUCUUCAAUUUGUGUUACUAUACUAGUGACAAUAAAACAGCUCCUUAAGAUCUGGC